Molecule: messenger RNA, 1039 nt
Organism: Macrosteles quadrilineatus (aster leafhopper)
Lineage: Eukaryota; Metazoa; Arthropoda; Insecta; Hemiptera; Cicadellidae
Product: ADP-ribosylation factor-like protein 6-interacting protein 4
Exons: 2
Coding region: 431-949 (172 amino acids)
Source: RefSeq, a predicted model, not a curated record
UAGACCACAACUAACAGAAGAACAGAAGACAACACGAACACAUCCACCCGGCACCCACACAAAUGUAAAAAAAGACUGACUUGUUAAAGGUAGAAAAUUUAAAGUUUUUAUUGAUUCAUUUUAAUAUCGCGUCACAUAUGGUUCUUGUUGAAGUUGAAAGCAAAGUUCCAUAGUUUUAUCUUCGAUUAUUUGAAUAAGUUACCUAUUGAAGGUUACCAAAACAAGGUAGGGAUCUAGGCCUACUUGCAUAUCGGACUAAAACUUUAGGUAAAUUUUAGGGUUUUAGGUUUUAGGUUAUGUAUUCCUAUGAGGAGAUUUUUGUCAGGCCUAAUUAUGCCCAAUGAACCUGAGAAGGUGGUUAUGAACAAUAUUUUUGUUUGCAACGUAAAUACGUAAGUCUCAUCCUUCUUGUUAAUUUACUACUCUCCGUAUGGACUCAGAGCCAGUUAUGGCUGAAGAAGAGUUACCUAAUGAUGCAUGUACAGAUAAGGACAAGAAAAGUAAAAAGUCCAAGAAAAGCAAGAAAAGAAAACAUUUGUCAAGUGAUAGCGAAUCCACUACUUCCCCAAAGAGGCUAAAGAGUAAAAAACACAAAAAGAAGUGCAAGAAGAAACAUAAACAUUCCAAAGAUAAGAAGCAUAAAUUAGAGGGGACUAUCCAAGUAACUAAGCCUGAAGCUGAAGGAGACACCAUAGUAGGACCUGAAGUCCCAAAAGAGAUUCUCGAGAAGUCUCAGACAAUGGCUCCUCUGUCCAAAGAAGAAUGGGAGAAAAAACAGAACACAAUCAAACGUGUUUUUGAUAAGACAACGGGUAGAUCAAGGCUUAUCAGAGGUGACGGAGAAAUCAUUGAGGAGAUUGUAAGCAAAGAAAGACAUCAAGCUAUAAACCGCCAGGCUACUCAAGGAGAUGGUGACUUCUUUCAAACCAAGAUUAAAAAGUAUGUUUGAUAUCCAUUAACUUACCUGUUGUGUGACAUAAUUGUACCCUUUAGAGUUUGAACAGUGUUAAUAAAAUGCAGAUUGUGAAUGAAAUGUUAA